This is a messenger RNA of Punctularia strigosozonata HHB-11173 SS5, 735 nucleotides long. RefSeq names its product glutaredoxin-like protein. Bases 1 to 735 code for a protein of 244 amino acids. Lineage: Eukaryota; Fungi; Basidiomycota; Agaricomycetes; Corticiales; Punctulariaceae. Gene Ontology annotation, molecular function: 2 iron, 2 sulfur cluster binding. The transcript has 4 exons. The record is from RefSeq and is a predicted model, not a curated record.
AUGUCCACACCACCCAAUCACGUUGACGUUAAUUCGUCGGAGCACUUUCAAGAGCUCAUGGGCGCGGACCUCAACCGUCUUUCGGUCAUAAACUUCUGGGCACCUUGGGCAGCGCCGUGCGAGCAGAUGAAUGCUGUUUGUCUCGAGCUUGCGAAGAAGUAUCAGGAUGUUCUUUUCCUGAAGGUGGAGGCGGAAUUACAAUCCGAAAUUUCGGAAUCGUUCGACAUCGAAGCCGUCCCAUCGUUCCUCGUCUUGCGUGGCCACGUACUGCUCGAGCGUAUAUCCGGCGCCGAUGCACCAAGACUGACAGCUACCGUCGAAAGGCAUUCCAAAAAACCCGCCGUCGUCCCUCAGUCAACGACCGACAAAGCGCCACCUGCGCCAUCGAGCAACGUUAACGGGUAUGCUGAUUAUGAAUCGCCGGAGGAACUUGAGAAGCGUUUACGCGGGUUGAUGAACCAAACCCGCAUCAUGCUCUUCAUGAAAGGCAACCCUGAUCAACCUCGAUGCGGCUUCUCAAGACGUGCCGUGGAGUUGCUGCGAGACCAAAAGGUCGAAUUCGGCAGUUUUGAUAUUCUCAGCGACGAGAGCGUUCGCUCUGGCCUCAAAAAACUUAACGACUGGCCAACCUUCCCCCAGUUUGUCGUCAACGGCGAGUUCAUCGGCGGCCUCGAUGUCGUGAAGGAGAUGGUCGAUAAUGGAGAGUGGGCCGAAAUCGCCGGAACGCAUGCGUGA